AUGAGGUCUGCGCCGCUAUCACCUCCCCCGGAAACAAGCGAACAAAACUCGAAUCUCUCAGUGUCUGAAUGGGUCAAGCUAUCUCAUUCUGUGAAUAUGUCGAGCAGUACUUACACUCGACACUCACCGGCCCUACAAGACCAGGAUCCAUACCUCUCUGCGCCGUCAGAUCCUGAAGAACUUGAUUUCAAGGCGCAUGCUAUACGUUUGACCCCACUGGGUGGCAGUCCGAAUAUUGCUUCCUCUCCGAUCGAAUCUCAUGAUCUUUCUCCACCGCAGAAUGACUGGUACAAUCCCAGCACUUGUGUUUCUCCAUCUGUCCUUAGUGGGAGAUAUGUGGACCCGUCAGACAUUGACUUUGCAAAUGGGUCGGGUUGGCCAGAUCGUGGGGCUGCGGCGCUCAACACUAUGGGUACGACAUCUGCUAUAUCUGCUCUAUCUACCUGGUCAGAUUCUCUGCCAGCCCAGCAGGAGCCAGCUCAACCGGGUCCAGGUACCAAUCAAGCAUAUGCAUCAUCUGGUCUGGUCGUCUCGACUAAUCAUACGGCUGGGACGGAACUGGCAUCGGCUUCUACUCAGGGUAGAAGCCCAAUCAUCCUCACUGUAUCAGGUCCGCCACGCGGAGAUUCCCCAGAUUUUCAUUCCAGUCACAAGCGCCAUGCAAGCCGGUCGUCGACCCAUCUUUCCCCAGGCGGCUUUGAUGAGUUUGAAGAAGAGGUUGGUGAUGAGAUUGAAGAGCUUCGAUCAGUCCCUUCCCUCUUUGCAAGUAGAGCGGAUAACGGUCAAUGGAUCCGUAACUCGACCACGGGUCAAGGUGGUCUUGAUCCCUCUGCUCGUGGCACGGAAUAUGUGUCUAGCCCUAACAUGCUCAAGGGCAUACGUGAGCUUGAGCAGAAGAACCAGCGAAUUAGCAACUGGUUCGCGCAGGUGAGCGCGACAAAAAGCGAAGCUGGCGAUGAUCAGCCGCGACCAUCUCGGACGACCCUGUCCCCGCCGAAACCUAACAGACCCAGAGCAAGAAGUACUGGUGAUAAUCCGCUGAAACAAGAAGAUUAUUUCAGUCUCAAGUUUCAUACAGGUCCUCCAACACCUGGGCCUGGGGUCUUGCUACAGGAAGAGAGUGAGAGUGAGGGUGAAGGUAGUGGGGAUGAAGGUAGCCUUGCAAGUGAGGAAACGGCUUCUGACUCUCUGCCUGCUGAUCCUGGUCGACAUGACUAUACCUCUCCUGGCAUCUUUCCCUCCCGCGAGGCAGCGGACUCCGUCCGCGUGUAUCCUUGGCAUGACGAUAUUCGCGACUCUAUACCGAGAAUGGAGCCGAUGCAACCGUACAGCUCUAGUGCGGCCAUGAUGAUCUAUCAAAUGCGGGCACGGGAAAUAGAGACAGCAUCUCUCACCGCUACUGUUGAUGCCGAUAGUAUUCGCAAUUUUGAGAGCCUGAGCCUGACCGACAAUCGACCGAAAACUAAAUAUCGGAGUAGAAGCCUCCUGAGUUUCAAGCGCCCAUCUUUUGGCCUGUCAUCCAAUCUGAAGCGUCAAGCCUCAGAACUCACGACUGCCAGUAUUGAGACAUCCGGUGAACAAGGGACUGAGCACGAUACUCCCCAACGUAAGGAGAGCCAAUCGAUUCGUCAUAGAUAUAGUCUGUCGUCAAAGGUGCAUUCACUCUCACACUCGCGCUCACCAAGUUUGACAAGCGGUCUCUUGUCCUUGACAGGAUCGAUCACAGCCAUUGGAGCAAAUAAUGUGGUGCAUGCUGCUGCACCUAAUACGGACGCCACACUGUCCCCUCCAGCUAAAGUGCGACAACGCCGAAGCAUCAGUGAGAUUCCUCGUCCCAACACACCAGGACUGAUGGAGCUGAUGACCUCACAUGGUGGCCCACCUGUUGCAAGUAUUCAGCGUUAUCUCAAACCAGGGUCGAAUAUGGGACGGCAGAUGGCCAGUGUGACACCGGAGCCUGAUAAGACAGGCGCAGAGGAUGAGGAUGAUGAUCAUCUGGACCAUGCCGAGGACUCGGCAAUGAAAAUGGAGUUCCCUCCUAUAUCGGAAUUACCUGUGCCAACAUUUGAAGGUUUCCAGGCGCAAAUUAUGCAAAUGAACCCGCGGCUCGUGCCAGCUCUAACCCGCCGCUUUGCUCAAGAGCAGGUGCGGCGGUACAAGAAGCUGGUUGAUCAUCAACAGAAGCAUGCUGCUGCCGUCGCCAAAGGUACUUGCAAAUCUGGCGAGUUCUGCAAGUUACAAGGCGGGAGCCCCAUUUUGUUAGAACAGGGUAAAUCUUCAGCUCCCACUGAACCGUGCGGACAAACUCAGUUCCGAGUCGCAAAUUCCACGCGUGAGCAUCCAUACUAUGUAGGCGAAGGGUCUUUCGCUGCAGCGCAGUUCCCAGCUGGAGUUCCGCUGCCACCAGCCCACCGCCUACCAGCCGAGUUUGAGUGUUCUGUCUGCUUUGGAGUCAAGAAGUUUCAUAAACCUUCUGAUUGGUCUAAACACAUUCACGAGGAUCUUCAGCCGUUUACCUGCAGCUUUCCGCAAUGUACCGAGCCCAAGUCAUUCAAGCGAAAGGCGGACUGGGUGAGACACGAGAACGAGUGUCACCGGAAACUGGAAUGGUGGGCUUGCUCAUAUUCUGGAUGUACUCACACCUGUGCUCGUAAAAAUAAUUUUAAAGAGCACUUGGUUCGUGAGCACAAGUUCCCCGACCCCAAGAUGAAGAAAGGGGCAGUUGCAGACGAUGGUUUUUCGGCUAGCGAACGAGACAAGCUGGUUGCUCGGCUGUGGGCUGUUGUGGAGGAUUGCCGGCAGGAAACUCAGCAGACUCCCAAUUCGGAGCCCUGUCGGUUUUGUGGGAACAUUUGUUCCACAUGGGGUGGGUUGGCACGCCACCUGGGGAAACACAUGGAGCAGUUGGCCAUCCCUGUUCUGGAGCUGGCCAAACAGACCAGUGCCCCUAGCCAAGGACAGUCUGGACAAUGCUCUAUUCAGGUUCAGCCACUGGGAGUGGAGAACAGCAGCAGAUCUGCAGAGACAUACCCACCUGCCUCCCUGACCGUACCUCUUGGCAGGCAUGAUAUAGCUCAGCCACAGUAUGCCACCAGUGAUGCGAGCACAUCAAGCCACAACCACAACUUCUAUGAUCUGCAGCAGCCGGGGAACUAUUCAACCAUCGCCGGCAUUGAACUGUCGAUGGAACCGGAACAGAUACCCGAUCAACUCCAGCCUAAUCAAUAUACAUUCAACGGCUUGCUUCUAGAUCAAGCCACUAUGCCUCAGACUCAAACCCAACUUCCCCAUCAAAACUCAGUGUCAUAUCCACCCCCAUUCAACGUGAAUGCGAGACCGGAGCAGUAUGAUAAUCAAUUUUAUGCAGGAAAUUCACUUUAUCCUGUUCCGGUCCCUGUUGCUCCUGCGUCCGUACAGGCGAGUUACCCGCCAUACCAGGCCGUGGCUCCAAACCCACCCUAUAUACCCACACCACCUGGGUCGAACUACCCUCAAAUGUGA
This is a messenger RNA of Penicillium taxi, 3501 nucleotides long. Its product is annotated as putative C2H2 finger domain protein. NCBI's taxonomy places the organism in Eukaryota, Fungi, Ascomycota, Eurotiomycetes, Eurotiales, Aspergillaceae. The transcript has a single exon. Bases 1 to 3501 code for a protein of 1166 amino acids. The record is from RefSeq and is a predicted model, not a curated record.